Funneliformis caledonium is the source of this 776-nucleotide messenger RNA. The record is from the annotation of a GenBank genome assembly. Lineage: Eukaryota; Fungi; Glomeromycota; Glomeromycetes; Glomerales; Glomeraceae.
AUUCACCACCAUGGUCGCAUACGUUAAAUGCUCCACCUUUGGCAUUUGCAUCAAGCGGAGUGGUUCUUGGCGGUCUUAAUAAUAAUUUUAUACUUGUCAUUGGUGGUAAUAUGACUGAUUCUAAUAGCAAUGGCUGGCGCGCCCAAUUAAAUGGGAGAAUUCAAUUUAGUUUUUUAAGUGAUAAUAAUGGAAAGGCUUAUCUACAUGGUGGUUAUAAUGGCACGUUUCUAGGUGAUACAUAUUUAUUUGAUACACUUUCGUUCACCUGGAAUUUGUUACCGGCACCUCAAAUUCCAAUAUUGGCAGAUGACUUUUCUUCCGUAUUGUUAAAUGAUGGACGGUUGAUCAUCAUUGGAGGAUAUGGACUGCCAGAGAAUAAUGCUCUCAUACAUAGACCUAUUAGCCAGAUCGAAAUAUUUAAUACGAUUGAUAAUACUUGGAGUAAAAAAAUUGUACCACAACCUAAAGAAAUGACCGACCACCGUAGAUAUCAUACAUCUACACUUCUUCCAAAUGGAGAUGUUGUAAUAGUCGGGGGACUUGAUGUAACACCCAACGUUGUAAUAUUAGAAACAGCAAAAGAUCCAUUUCGGUGGAGGAUUCCAGACAUUUCUGGAUUAGAAACUCCACUGCUUAAUGAACAUUGUGCAGAACUUGUCGAACAUAGAUAUAUUUUCAUCAUGUUUGGAAAAUGGAUUACCAAAAUAAUAACAAGCUCUACAUACUUGAUACAGAGAAUUAUCUAUGGAUUACAAAUUUUACGCCAAACACAUUAA